CUAUACUUUUUUUUUGGUCUCUUGUGCUGUGUUGUUUGAAAAUUGAAAUUGUUAUUUUUCUCAAUCCAAUGUUGAGAAGAUGAAAGUGUGUUUGUCUGGUAGAUUGUUGGAACUGAAUGUUGCUAUAUCUAUAAAAGCUAUUUCGUAAAAAUUGUUUUACUGAUUUUGUAGUGAAAAAGGUCUCUUGUUAAUGAAAACAUGAGUGAAUUGCCGAAGCUCGAAAGUGCAUCUUCGGAACCAAGUGAAAACGUGGGAAAUGCUCUAAAUGAAGAAUCUUCCAGUGAAAGUCGUGGAUCUGAAGAAACUUUAAGUACUAAAGAAACAGAAUCAUUUAAAGAAAAUUCAAAUUCUGAAGAUUGUUUUCAAAUCCUGAGCACUACCGAGCCAGACAAUCUGAAAACUGAUGAUUCAAAAGAUGAGCCUAUUGUUACAGAAAUAACUGAAGGGAGUAAAGACAUUGUAAAGGCUGAUGAUUCAAAAGGUGAGCCAAUCACUACAGAAACAACUGAAGGGAGUAAAAACAUUCUUGAGACUAACGAUUCAAAAGAUGAGCCCUUAACUUUAGAAGUGACUAAAGAAAAUAAAGACAUUCUUGAGACCAAAUGUUCAAAAGAUGAGCCAAUUUCAGUAGAAAUGACUGAAGGAACUUCAGACAUUCUCAAAACUGACGAUUCAAAAGAUGAGCCAAUCACUAUUGAAAUGACUGAAGGAAGUAAAAAUGAUAGUGACAUGAGAUCAAAUGCUAGCGAAAUAGUUUCAGAAGAAUCAGGUGUUAUUGAAGACAGUUCGAAAACUAGCGAAUCAAUUCCUAGUUCAACAAUAGUGAUAGAAACUGAUGUUGAUGAAGACAGUUCAAAAAAUAUCGAAUCAAUUUCUAGUGAAAAAAUUGCAACAGAAACUGCACUUAAAACUGAAAAUUCAAAUGCUGGUGAUGCUGAUUCAGAAAAAAUGGAAAUAGAGACAGAAGUUCUGCCUCCUGAAACUGAAGAAUUGGAAAAUGAUGUAGAAAUGGUGGAGGAAAAUGCUUCAAAUGAAGAAAAGAAAGAAUCCCCAUCUGCUGAAGCAAAGAAUAACUCGUCUAGUGAAGAAAAGUGUGAAAACUCGCCAAGUGAAGCAAAGAAUGAAAAUUCUCAGAGUGAGGAAAAGAGUGAAAACCCGCCUAGUAAAGAAAUGAAGGAAAGCCCAUUAUGUGAAGAAAAGAAUGAAAAUUCAUCAUGUGAAGAAAAUAAUGACAUGGAAGUUGAUGAAGAUGUAGCAUUUGAAGAAUCCACAAGUGCAGCAAAACCAGAAAUGGAAAUUGAUCCAGAUGUAGUUGACGAAGACGCAAAAACACCAAAACCAGAAGUGCAACAAAAAGAAGAUGCACCAGUUGAAUCUGCUUGUACAGACAAACCAGAACUAGAAGUCAUAGAAGAUUCGUCAGCCAAAAGUUCAAUGGAUUCUGAAACAUUGGGUGUCAAUUCUGAUCUUAAUGUAUCCGAAAAAGUUGAUGCAAAGGAAGAAGAAAUAGAAGUCUUAGAAGAUUCGUCUGACAAAAAAUCCAUGGAUUCGGAAACAAUGGAUCCGAAGCCUGAUGCCAAUGCUUCUGUAAAAGUUGCUGUGAAUGAAAAAGAUAUGAAAUCUGAAAAUAAUGCUGCAGAAAAAGAUGCUGAGAAAAAGAAAGUUCUGUUCAUGCCGAUCGAUCUUGGAAUAGAUCCUGGACCACUGGAAGACUUUACUGCUCAGGAAAUAAUGAAUUAUCUUGGAGAAAAAGUAACCGAGUAUAUGAUGAAUCCUGAGCUAAAUGAGCUGCUGCGUGUGCAGAUAGAGAGCGCUCAGCUGAGAGAUCAAGUACGAGCAAAAACUGAGGAAUUGGGUAGACUGCAGACUUUUAUGGACAAGUUAAACAGAGAUCAGGAUAAGUUUUUACGUCAUUUUGGAGUAUUACCAAAGAUACCUACAACUGAUAUGAGUGUGUUUGUUGACUGGGCUGCAUUGGAUUCUUUCCCUGCUAACAAUGUAAACAUAAAAGAACAGAUACAGAAAAAUGAACAACUUACUCUCACGCCUUGUGGAACUUCCCCUAAAAACAACGUAUCUGCAACUAAUGCUGCUAGUGGCUCUUCAACACUAAAAAAAUCUCCUGUUCCCAAGAAAGAUGGUCCUGUUGAAUGCAUCGACUUAACAGAUGAAGUGGAGGCUCCCAAUAAAGCUAUCAACAAAGCUCCAAAUUUCAAGACUUAUUCAAUUGGUCAACAAGCUCAAGUGCCAAUGAAAUCGCCAAAUAAAGUGCAUCCUGCCCCACUUCCAAUCAUGCCAAAUAGAGUGAAUAGGUACCUGAAGGAGUCACCUCCAAAACCACGAGUCAAAAUUAGCUGUGAUGAUAAAGGUAUCAUUUUACAAUGGGAUGCAGAUAUCACUGAUAAGCAUGAGAAAUUGCAGUGCUUUGAGAUUUUUGGCUAUCAAGAGCAAAAAAAUCAGAAUAUUACAAGUGCACUGUGGAAAAGGAUAGGAAAUGUCAAAACUCUAUCAUUGCCAAUGGCGUGUACUUUAACAAAGUUUGUUCCUGGUAACAAUUAUCAUUUUACUGUUAGAGGACUUGAUAUUCAUAACCGUCCAGGCAUCUUCAGUGAUCCAGUUAGUACUAGAUUCGACCCUGUGGUCAAAAAAACUUAAAUCCAAGUGAAGUCAUCUCUCGUUGAGAUUUUUACCUUACAAUAUGAAUUGUAUAGAAGUGAUGAAGAAGAUUUGUAACUGAAAAGCAUUUCCAUAUAUUUAUUUUUUAAUAAAUUAAAAAUUAUUACUUUUGUACUGUUGUGUGUGUAUAUAGUGUAUAAAAUAA
Uloborus diversus is the source of this 2821-nucleotide messenger RNA. RefSeq names its product serine-aspartate repeat-containing protein F-like. Lineage: Eukaryota; Metazoa; Arthropoda; Arachnida; Araneae; Uloboridae. Gene Ontology annotation, molecular function: protein binding; transcription coregulator activity. Gene Ontology annotation, biological process: regulation of DNA-templated transcription. Bases 199 to 2655 code for a protein of 818 amino acids. The record is from RefSeq and is a predicted model, not a curated record. The transcript has 30 exons. Gene Ontology annotation, cellular component: transcription regulator complex; nucleus.